Ostrea edulis (European flat oyster) is the source of this 933-nucleotide messenger RNA. RefSeq lists its product as uncharacterized. NCBI's taxonomy places the organism in Eukaryota, Metazoa, Mollusca, Bivalvia, Ostreida, Ostreidae. The transcript is spliced from 3 exons. The record is from RefSeq and is a predicted model, not a curated record. Bases 194 to 706 code for a protein of 170 amino acids.
CUUUCAAUUUUGAAGUAGUCGUCAGAGGGGAACAAAUGUUGCAAUAUUUUUAACCCGUAUCGUCAUUUUCUGGAAAAAUAUUGUGUUGUAAUGAAAUCAUAGUAGUGUAUUCUCUUCAUUCUGAUUCAUAGAUGAAAUCGAUUUCAAGAUUCUGUAUUCAAAUUGAAAUUCCGCUUGUUAUAGGGACUGAAGCAUGAACAUUGCCUCUGAUGUCUACCACGCUGUCAUUCGACCUUUCCAGAGUCAGCAGUCUCGAUCAGGAGUAACCAAUCAGCAGUCUGGCGAGUUAGAGAGGGAGGAGGACGGCUUUCUGCUUGUAGCGGAAACAGAGAGCGAGAAAACAACAUUGUAUGCCAGCAACUUUACUGGGGAUUCCCCACCUGAUUAUAACCAGGCACAGAUGCAGCAAACACAGUCUCAGCCCCUUAGCUAUAUGGAAUAUAACAUGCAGUGGAAUGGAAACCAAACUCCUCAGAAUGAGUCGCCCAUGGAUUACAAUACUAUACCAUUGACGAGUCACAGUGAUAUCAGCGGGGUCACCUUUAAGAUUGCCCCUCAGCUGCAGGUCAUGUUUGAUUUGCACGAAUCUGCCUCCUCUCGAGGACACUCCCUCCAACGCCAGGAACGGGAUGGCUCAAGGUUUUGUUAUGACUUCUCACUGGAGGAUAAAGUCCUACGCGAUGCUCAGUUUAUUGCAUCGAUGUAAAAAUCUGUGAUAUAAAUUAACCGUGCUGCUAAUUUUUAAAAUUUUUAUUUGGAGUAGGACAAUAUGGUUUCAAAUGUGAGCGUUAUUUACAUAUCUGUACAUGUAUAACCUAAAUUGUACAUUACAUUUAUAAAAAGUUUCAAGAAGAUUUGCGACUGCCUUGUCAAAGUCUUGACCUGACCUCAUGUUUUGACUGAAUUGUGAAGUAAAUUUGAUUCAGCAUCACA